Acanthaster planci (crown-of-thorns starfish) is the source of this 3486-nucleotide messenger RNA. RefSeq lists its product as uncharacterized. Gene Ontology annotation, molecular function: oxidoreductase activity. The record is from RefSeq and is a predicted model, not a curated record. Lineage: Eukaryota; Metazoa; Echinodermata; Asteroidea; Valvatida; Acanthasteridae.
UGACUGUUCUUACAUUUGUGUAUUUAACUACCACUGUAGUCAGCAGAUCCAGCAAUAUAUUGGGGUUUGUUUUUUAUUUUACAUUGCCUGUGGGAGAAUGCAAGCUUGUUCACCAUUGUGAAAUAUCUAUUUGAAAAAAAAAUGGGGCUUGUAUAUUUUGAACAAGCAAGAAUUGCCUGUCCAAAUUUUUUUGCCGGUCCUCAGGGGACAGAUGACUAGGUGAGACACUAGCUCACCCCUUCCCUGCACCCAAGCCCCGCCCCUAGAGCAGAAGUGUAGUGCUGGUAGCAUGCCAGUAAAUCACGUAAUACAGAAGUUCGACGUCUGGGUUUAUUUUUGAAAACCACCAUUGCAGUAUCAGGUACCUCUCUGGGAAAACCUGUAAAAAGUGCACGUACCUGUACACCCCUAGUCUAGUGGAAUCUGUUACCUCUAUUCCAUUGUUCAAAGGUCCUGAUUACACUGAUAGGCCGACAAGCUGGCCUGGUGGACUCAGAGUCAAUGAUUAGCCAUUCGGUGAAUGUAACAGUCUGGUUUGCCACCCUGAUACAUGUAGCCUGGUAUGAAAAUCUAGCCUGUGCGACCUUGAGGAAAGUUCGAAGCUACCAGUCCCACUAGCAACUACCAGACAGGAGUGGUAAUAUACAUGUACAAGAGCUUGCCCAGUGUCAUGGCAACCAACGGAGUUCCACCCAGUGGGGAGGGGCAUGAUGUCAUCGUCGUAGGGGCAGGACUGUCCGGCCUGACCUCAGCCUACGCCAUCUUGCAGAAGAAGCCCACAGCCAGGCUGAUGGUCAUCGAGGCAUCAGAUCACAUCGGAGGUGACAUCUCCAGUAAGACACUGAAAAGCUCCACAGGAGCCAAUGAUUGGGACAUUUGCGGCAGUCGCAUUGGGACUGCCCAGAAGGAAGUACUGAAGUUACUAGCUGACCUAGGGAUGGAGACACACCCUCAAUACAACAAGGGGAAUAAAUUCUGGAGGUUGCCCGACGGCAAACUGAAGAAGUUCUCCGGUGCAAUCCCGCCACUGCCGUACACGACCCUGCUGGACGUCGUGAGAUACUUUAAGAAGGUUGAUAGUAUGCAGUCUCAGGUCAACACUGAGCGGGUCAAGGAAUGUAAACAUGCCGAGGAGUGGGAUGCCAUGACGGUGGACGACUUCCUCAAGAAGUACCUCUGGACUCACGUUGGCAAGAUAACUCUGGAAACAAUGACCAGAUCUUUCUGCAGCUCCAGCCCCUCUGAGUUGACGAUGAUGCAAUAUUUGUACAUCAUCCACACGUGUGGAGGAUGGGACCUUCACAUAAACAGUGGGGAUAAAGGUCGCUCCGACCUCAUCAUUAAGGGCGGCGCAAUGUCGCUGUGCCACAAACUGGUGGAGAAAGUCGGCAAGCAGAACAUCUUGUUUGGAGACGGGGUUUCCGGCAUCGCCGAGCAGGGUGGGGGCAUCAAAGUCACCACUCAGUCUGGGAAGGAGUACCACUCACAACGAGUGAUCAUGGCCAUACCAUGUUGUCUGACAGGAAAGGUGACCUAUGACCCCCCUUUGCCAUUGGACAGGAGCCACACCUUCCCCAGUAGUAAUUUUUUGAUGGUCAGCGUGAUCACAUACAAAACACCAUUCUGGCGUGAAGCUGGGCACACUGGAGAAUACCUCAACAUGGCUGCCAGUAACCCGACCAGCACGGCGGACACAGACAAUACGCUGGUCAUCAGCUUUGAUAUGACCUUGCCCGGAGGUCAGCCGGCCCUCAAGGCCUUCAGUAGCGCAGCGAGACUGAAGGGCAAAUCAAGAGAGGAGAAGAAAGACACAAUUCUUCAUCUCCUUAGCAACAUCUUUGGACCUCAGGUGCUGGAUUGCUUGGAUUACACAGACAGGGAGUGGGCCGGCGAUGUGGUUACCGAUGAAGACAAAGCACCAGCCACAAAGUCCUCGGAACUACUUGCCUCUAUAACCAAGCCACACGGAAGGGUGCACUGGGCAGGGUCACACACGGGGACGUCGUGGUGUGGAACACUGAACGGUGCCGUUCAGGCUGGCCAGCGAGCAGCGGAAGAGGUUGUGGCCACGAUCUAGUAGCAGAGAUCGUUCCCCCGUAAAUCAACCUCUGUGCAAAUACCAUCUUCCCCAAAUCAGGGGAUCUUAAAAUAGUAUCUGAUAAAAAAGUAAGUUACAAAAAUCAGUACUCGGUAUAAUCUGAUUUUUCUUUUUUUUUAUUUGGAAAAAUGUCUCGAAAAACUUUCAAAAUCUAUGAAAUCAUGUGAUUGCAAUAAUUUCAGGUUUAUAUAUUUUUCUGUUUGACUUCUCGUUUGUAAUCUGUUAUGAUGCUGCAUUGUAAAUUUCUGAAAUGUUCCUUAGUGGAUUGUAGUAAUGAGUUCAUAUGCUUGCAAAGGUCGAGGGUCGUGAGAAACAACCUGUACUCGUGUAUUGUCUGAUUUUCUUAAUGUUUACUGAGUACAGUGAGCUUUCUGACCUGAAGUUAUACACCGUCACCAUUCUAUGCACUGAGACACCUGAAAUAGUAUCCCAUUAUCCUAUCCAUAGGACAGUCCAAAUAUGCCAUACCACAGCAGUUUUUAUGGUUUUCAUUUGAUGAAAUCAAUCAUACUGAAUUGAUGGGACUUCACUAUUGAAGUUAUCUUUAGCAGCAGCCUGCCACUUGAACGAAAAAUAUUGUAUAUGAUUGGGGGGGGAUUUUUUCCAUAUUUUUUGUAGUUUGUAUCUAAACACAGUCUAUAUUAAAGAGAUAGGCCUGAUUCACUGCAACCAUAUUAGAGGCCAGUUGUCAUCAUGGAGGGUGUGACGCCAUCUUGGAGGACAUUAGCCAUUAAACAGCACUAGAGUUUAUUUGAUUUUGCAAACAGUUCGAUCUGAUAGCUCACAAGUAAUAAAACUCAGAUCAACCUUAAGAUAUUUAUAAUUGCUGCAUCGGCACAGUGUAACAAACAUUAAGAUUAAGAUAAUAUAUAUGUACUUGUUUAUAUAUUCUUUGAUGAAGGGUUGAAUAUAUUUUUUUCAUUGGAAUUUUUUUUUGAUUUGCUCAUCUUUUAUGGGGACAAAAAAGAGUGUUUAAUAUACAGAUGGGUGUAUUAAUUUUAUACUAUUAAGCUGCAUGAUUAAAGUUUUCUAUCCUAACUAAAAUGUUUGUACUCUUUAAAGCCUGUAUUGUAUUUUUGUGGAAAAAACACCCACAAAUUUGGGAUUGAAGAUCAAAGUUUUUGUUACGUAUUUUCAAAGUUCUGUGCUCUCUUUCAUUGGAGUGUAUUGUGAAUCAAACCGAUUGACUGAUUUAUAAUAAAAUGCCAGGUGUUUGUAAAAGUUUUGCCGAACCAUUUUCAGACCAAACUUUCUCCUUAAAGGCAAAGUGCGUGUAGCGUUCCUUAAUAGUCAAAUUCCUUUACUUUCUAAAGUAUGUAUUUCUCGCAGUUUCUAUUAAAAACAUUUGGAAAGAAGGAUAAAUAAAAAAUUGUCUAUUCCCUAUUUUA